Messenger RNA from Lentinula edodes (shiitake mushroom), 876 nucleotides. Its product is annotated as cyclin-like protein. The transcript is spliced from 4 exons. The coding region runs from base 1 to 876 and encodes 291 amino acids. Gene Ontology annotation, molecular function: cyclin-dependent protein serine/threonine kinase regulator activity. NCBI's taxonomy places the organism in Eukaryota, Fungi, Basidiomycota, Agaricomycetes, Agaricales, Omphalotaceae. The record is from RefSeq and is a predicted model, not a curated record. Gene Ontology annotation, biological process: regulation of transcription by RNA polymerase II. Gene Ontology annotation, cellular component: nucleus.
AUGACCCCUACCUUUUAUCCUCUUGCAUCUCUUUCUCAGAUAGAAAAAACUCCCUCACGAGCAGAUGGUAUCCCAGAAGAUUUGGAGGAAGAUUUGAGAGCUUAUGGCUGCAAAUUGAUUCAUGAAGCUGGUAUCUUGUUGAAACAGAAACAAGUCGCGGUGGCAACAGCUCAAAUCCUCUUCCAACGAUUUUGGUAUGUUUCCUCCAUGAAAACAUUUGGAAUCGGGGACGUUGGGAUGGGCGCCCUCUAUCUAGCUUCCAAACUGGAAGAAUGCCCUCUCAGAACCCGAGACCUCAUCAAUGUAUACGACUUGCUACAACAACGUGCAGCUCAUUCUAUCAGCUCUAAAAAUGGCACCGACAACUCGGAAUUCAGAUACGCACCCAUGUCAUAUUUUGGGAAUACUUUUUAUGACAUCAAGGAUGCUAUCGUGGUGCAUGAGAUGCAGCUUUUGAAAAGACUGGGGUUCAAUGUACAGGUGGUGCUUCCGUACGGGACAUUGAUUAACUAUCUCCGCUUGCUUGGUCUUAUGUCCAGAAACGAUGCCUGUACUCGUGCUUGGGGAUACUUGAACGAUGCGCUUCAAACCCCUGUAUAUGCACUCUACCAAGUUCCAACGAUCGUCUGCGCCGCGAUAUACCUUUCUACGCGUCACUUGCAAAUAGCGUUACCAUCACAGUCUCCACAUUGUUGGUGGCAUUUAUUUGAUGCUGAUUGGGAGGAUGUAUGGACCGUCUGUGGAUAUGUCAUGAGGUUGUACCGGGAACAAAGUGAUGAUGAAAAAGUACGGGUAGUAGCUAUGAUCAGCAAGAAGGGGGUGAGGAAUUGGUUAGAAAAGCACGCAUUGGAUACAACGAGUGGACAGCAAUUAUAG